CAAAGAGCCACAUCCGAUGGGGGAGGACCGACCGACGCACGGAGAUGCACGGGACAAGCUGCACCAGCGAGCAGGGGAUGAAUUUGAACGUGAUGCCUCUCUCCUCUGCGGCAGCGAGGGGGUCCUACACAUGGAUGAACUCGGGGAGGAGGGAGCACAGUGAGACUGUCAUGUAAGCCGUCUCCUCUGGGGCCACCUCUUGGUGCGCACUGCUUCCUGCCUUUAGGUAGAAGCGUGAGUGUUUCUGCUGCUGAGGCGUCAGACUGCUCUCACUCCUCUCCCACCCAACUGCUCUACUCUCAAAGCACCGAAAUGGAGAAGAUCUGCUCAGAGUGCUCAGAGUCAACACUUGCACAGAGUCUGUGUACACUCUGCAACAAGUGGUUGUGUUACCAGUGCACAGAUGUGCAUCAGCACCUGAGAGCCCCCGCCACAUCCCAGUGUGCAGACCUACACCAGCAGCAGCAGAGGCCCAGUGCCCCCCAGUGUCCUGAGCAGCACCAGAGAGGCUCCAGUUCCAUGCCACCGACCGGACAAGGCCCGGGGUCGUAUCCUUGUUCCCUCCUAAUGUGCCACUCUCACAGACAGGAGCCCUUGGAGCUGUUUUGUGAGUCAUGUGACCUUCUGUGCUGUAGCAGCUGUCACCUGUCCGCCCACAAAAACCACAGGGUGGUGCAGAUCGAGAAGGCCCUGCAGGAUCAGCAGUGGCUGUUUGAGAGCCUGAUGGUGCAGGUGGAAGAGAGGAGGUCUGCGGUGGAGAACAAUGCUAAACAGAUAGAGGGCAGGCUUCAUGGGGUAAAGAUUGCACACAGGAAGGCAGAGAACCAGAUUAAAAUGGCAAAGAUGAUUAUGAUGAACGAGCUUAACAAACGAGCCAACCUAUUAAUAGAGCAACUGGAGAAAAUCUCAGAGGACUUUCAGCAGCGUCUGGACGACCAGCUGCAGGGGGCGAUAGAGAUAUGUGGCCAGCUGGACCACGUUCAGAAGUUCAUCACCUGGGCUACGACCCACCACUGCAGAGGCCCGGUGCUCUUCAGCAGGGCUCUGAUUUCGCUCCAGAUGCAGCAGCUGUUGGAGCCAUCACUCCACUCAGAGUCUUGGAGUCCUGUCAAGAUCAAAUUCAACUGGGAUGCAAGUUACUGGAUGAAGCAGAUUUCCUCUUUAGGUCAGCUGACUGUAGAAGGGGGAAACUGCAUCUACCCUCAGAGUUUGUCCUGCUCCACUAUCAUGAGGCCUCAGCCAAUCACCUGCUUGGCUCUGCCGCCAGUGUUUCACAGACGAGAGCCAGGCUAUGGGUACCAGUCCUGCUGUGAGCCCCAGAUGUGUUGCCUGCACGGCCUCCCCUCUCAGCCAGAUCCUUCCAAUCUGGACAAAAGUCAAGGGGAGGCCACACUUUAUACCAGCUGUGUUCAGCCUGCUCUCAUCUCUGCCCCCCUGCACCAGACCCAGCAGCCCCAGAGGUGCUGGGACACAGAGAGCUCCUCACACCGCCCUCCCGCAACAUCACCCAUCCCAUUCAUAACACCCAUCCAGCUCACCUGCGGCCGAGGAGCCACAUCCCAACCGCAAGCCACCGACUCCCAACCCUACUCUCAGUCCAAAUCUUAUCUGUCUUAUCACCCACACCAGAGAGAAGUUCUUCCAGGCAGCCAGGCUCUGCUGAGCGCAGACUGCAGCAGGUCAGGUCAGUGUCAGGGGAAGCUGUCGAUGAGCACAGCUCUCCAGCAGGAGCUCAGCCAUGCAGCGGUGGACAGAGAUGUGAUGACUGAGGAGAGCUGGGAGGAGAGAUGCAGGGUGGAGGAGACUUGUGGCCACGCAGCAGCAGCAGGUGAAAGCAGAGAGCUGCUGGAUGAGGAGCUGCAACAGGACAGGGUUGAGCAGAGUCCUGCCCCGCAGCAGCAGCAGCAGCAGCAGCAGCAGCACUGUGUUCCUCCUGCAGCAGACAUGAGAAAAGAGCAACAGAGGACCAGACCUCUACUGACACUCAGAGACAACAGGGAUGGCAGGAGAUCUACGUCCCUGGAGGUGCCAACGACAGCCCGCGACUGUGUGUCUGACGUGCAGAGCAGCAGGCUCAGUCCUAGUUCAGUGUGCGCGAGGAGGACGCGGCGCUCCCAGAGCAUCCCAGCAGAACUGGCAGCCCCGUCCACCAGCCCAAUCACCGAAAGGCCCACAGGAUGCACCCACAUCCCAGAGACUGGAAAUAAGUAUGCUAGUGUGGAUCCCAGACAGAGGAGAGCGUCAGAUGGCGUGCUUUGUGUUGUCAAGGAAACUUCGUCUGACAUGGCCUUGCCCAGAAGCCACCGUUCUCCUCUACUGUCCUAUAAGACAGAGCCAGAUCAUUGUUUUACUUAUGUAAAUGAAGAGAUUGAUUGUGAGGCCAAGGAGAAGUGCAGGGUGUCAAGAAAUGGCUACAACAGUAACAGGGAUGUUCAGAAGGACUCAGCAAGGCCCAGGGUUCCAGUGGUUUGCUUAGAGCGUCUGAAAAUACUGGUCUCUCAGCUCCCUCCACACGGCCGACGGCAGAGUGACCCUUUGCCCGCUAGCUCGAUGGAGAAGAGUGAAACUCUCCCACAGCAGAAAUUCUGGCACGAUGCAAGGACUCAAAGGUUAGCUGGAGGCUCUGAGACCAGGAGGACCACCCGCUUACUUACAGCACCACUGUAUGCUGCAGAGCGGCAAAUUCGCAAUCAGUCAACCACACAGUCAAUCAACAGCGAGUUUGAGAGCCGAGGGAGAUUCAGCUCUCGUAAGGCAUCCACACCUCCCUCCACAGACCCGGAAUAUGGUCCGCAGAUUUACUCCGCACUGGAUCUGGACUCCGACUCUUAUCUCAAAUCAUUGUCAGAGGACGCAGCCAUGUCUCCCGCUGAUCCGGACCCACAGGUAGACUCAGAUACAUCACCACCUGAUUCUGACCCAAACGCAGAGUCAUCAUUUGAGGCUGAACUUGGAUAUCUGGCUGAGGAGAAAUCAGAGGCUGCGGGUGAGAUGGGGCUCUGCAGUGAAAGAGAUAUCGCGGGGGGUUCAGAGCCAAGUCUUGAAUAUGACGAGGAUCCUGAAUCAGAGGGAGAGUUGGGAUCAGAGGACGGCCAAGGGCUGGACGCUGACGCAGAAACCGAGUCUGAUGUUCAGCCUGAGGAGUUUCCCCGUUUCCAGGUUGAGACAGACUCUAACGUAGGGUUCGAUCAGCCUCCAGACUCUCAGGGCUCUGUGGAGUCAGAGCUUGACGUUGAAUCGGAGGCUGAAUUUACAACUGACGACCCGCAGCCACUUCGCUCUGAUCUGGAGGAGGAGUCAUUCCCCAUCGGACCGGGUCAGAGGUCACUUCUGAUUGCAAACCCAGGUCCUCUCAGGGGGACUGGGGACAUCCAGUCCGAGCAGGACGAGAUGGAGAGUGAAGACUUCUGUGCCGUGUGUCUGAUCGGAGGCGACCUGCUGUGCUGUGACCGCUGUCCGAAAGUCUUUCAUCUGUCCUGUCAUGUCCCAUCUCUGCUGACAUUCCCCACAGGCGACUGGGUGUGCAGCCUGUGUAGAGAUGCUGUGCAGCCAGAGGUUGAAUACGACUGUGAGAACGAGAGAACAUCUGGAGAACACACGCUGACACACGGACUGUCUGCAAGUGACCAGAGAAAAUGUGAGGGGCUGACUCUUCUGAUCCUCAGUAACGUCCUGAGCGCUCCCUUCCACGAGCCCGUCAGUCCACUCGCUCGUCAUUAUUACCAGAUCAUCAAGAGGCCAAUGGACCUGUCUGUGAUCAGAGCGAAACUCCAAAAGAGGAACGCUCGCCAUUAUAACUCAGCGGAUCAGUUUGUCGCUGAUUUCUAUCUCAUGUUCCGCAACUGUGCAAAGUUCAAUUACCCUGACUCAGAGGUGGCCCAGGCAGGCCGCAGCCUUGUGGCGUUUUUCACCUCCAAGCUGAAGGAAGUUUUCCCAGACAGAGUUUUCCCUGCGGUGGAGGCGGACUCUGACAGCGACGAGUACGAUGAGGCGUACAGAACCGCUGAGGGUGGUUUCCCCUGGCCCGAGAGGAGGGAGCAGUGUCACAGGAAGAGGAAGAGGAGACACUCGCUCAAGUCGAGGAGAAAUCACUUCUAACCAGAGAUGAAUGGACGGCAGCCACAAACACAAUUAUGCUAUUAGUGUUUAAUUAUACUUUUUUUUUUAAUUGAGCAGCUCGUUGGGCUGUAACAUUGUUUCCAUUCUGUAAUCUGAAAGUACCAAUUUUGGGGGUUUGCAGUAAUUUCACAGUGCUGAUGGCUUCUGGGACUCGGCGGAGUUAUGCGUUUUUCUGAGUACCAGUGUAUUUAGGACAUUAAUGAUUUGCUGCUGAUGCACUGGACAUUUCUUACUGUGUUUACAAUGAGUUUAUGUUACUGUAUAUGCCAUGUACAUUGUACACAGACGAUGCUGUAGUUGGAUGUUCAUGAAUCUCACUUUGCAUCUUUAUUGAGUGGAAUGUUUUUGAGCACUUUGAAACUUUGAUAUUAGUCAGUUCUGUAUUUAUUCGUAAAUGUUCAACAUAUUUAUACGCGUGUAACUGUACAGAACUUUAUUUUACUAUCAUAGGUUUGAUAUAGAUGAUAUACGAUCGUAUAAUUAUGUGUCUUAGUAGCAUUUAGUAGCAGUGAAUCCUGAGCGAGUGAGAAAAGUAUAACUGGUGAUGAGCUCAACAGGUUUUGUAUUGUCUUGUGUGUCGGGGGAUUUACUGAAAUAUCUAGAUUAAACCAUACCAGACAAUUUAAGUUUGGCUUUUAACCAUGAUUCAAUUUGUGUAUUCGUUACAUAACUCCUCUGAUAUCUAAAUAUCUCAGGCUGAAUAAGAGGGUAGGGUAUUGAUAUCAUACAGUAUGGAUAAUUUAAAAAACUUUGUAGAGCAAGACAGUUGAAAGGAAAUGAGUCAUUUUAUACUACAAUGCCGUUGAGCAUUUCCUGUUUUUAAAUCUUUAUCUGCUUCCUACUGCUUAAGUUAGAAUCAAUUUGAU
Paralichthys olivaceus (Japanese flounder) is the source of this 4985-nucleotide messenger RNA. It is a transcript of the gene trim66, whose product is annotated as tripartite motif containing 66. Gene Ontology annotation, cellular component: chromatin. Lineage: Eukaryota; Metazoa; Chordata; Actinopteri; Pleuronectiformes; Paralichthyidae. Gene Ontology annotation, molecular function: zinc ion binding; protein binding. The record is from RefSeq and is a predicted model, not a curated record.